This is a messenger RNA of Sporisorium graminicola, 390 nucleotides long. RefSeq lists its product as uncharacterized. Gene Ontology annotation, cellular component: RNA polymerase I complex. The coding region runs from base 1 to 390 and encodes 129 amino acids. The record is from RefSeq and is a predicted model, not a curated record. NCBI's taxonomy places the organism in Eukaryota, Fungi, Basidiomycota, Ustilaginomycetes, Ustilaginales, Ustilaginaceae. Gene Ontology annotation, biological process: DNA-templated transcription; termination of RNA polymerase I transcription. Gene Ontology annotation, molecular function: zinc ion binding; nucleic acid binding; DNA-directed RNA polymerase activity. The transcript has 3 exons.
AUGUCGGCACUUCCAGACAAGAUCGGCUCCCUCCUCUUCUGUCCGAAUUGCGGUUCUUUGCUCGACGUUCCUGGCGACGAGGACUUUAUCAAGUGCGCUCCGUGCGGUGCUGUUCAGAAUGCAAAAGUCUACGACAACCUCUCGAUCGUAACACGCUCCCACCCCUCGGCAUUCCCAUCAGCGUUACGUCAGAAACGUCAACUCGUCAACACAGCAGCCGCCCUCGGUGACGACAACAAACCACAGGAAGCUACCAUCAAGGAAAAGUGCCCAGGGUGCGGCAACGACGAGAUGAACUUCCACACGCUUCAGCUCCGUUCGGCGGACGAAGGUACAACCGUCUUCUACGACUGCCCCAAAUGCGGUUACAAGUUCAGCCAGAACAACUGA